AUGGAGAAGAGCAGCAGGGCGACUUGCAUGCGCCACCCCCCUUCCUCUGCUGCAGUAGGAGAAGCCGCAGCGGCAGCAGACACUGAGUGCAGCCGGAGUUUCCUGAGGAAGCGCUCAGCGUUCAGAACUGCAGCAGCAUUCAGUAGCAGCAGCACACACUCCAGCAGGUGCAAGAGACACAGCGCCAUCCUCACUGCUGUCGCCGCUCCUGGAAAGCCCUUCGUUGCCGUUGCCGUUGUCGCUGCUGCUGCUGCCGGAAAGGCCUCUGUUUCAUCGGCCACUGCAGCUGUUGCCGUUCUUGCAGGUGUCGCUUCUGCUGUCGGAGCUGCUGGCGUUGGUUCAACGGUGGCAGCAGCAGCAGCAGGGGGGUUUGCAGCAACAGCCCCUGGGGCAAAAAUCUCUUUUUGUGCCAAACGUCGUUCGCAGCGACAUCCACAAGGAUACUGCACCGAUUCAACGGCGUUAUCGCUGGCUGCGGAGGCAAUACGAGGUCCGAUCGUGGCGAUAUAUCCUGCAUCCCCGGAGAAAUCAACUGCAGAAACUACAACCGUCCAGCACGCCGAGAAUUUUCGUGUGCGUGUAGUGCAAAUGGCGAGGGGCUCAGGGCAGGCGAUGUAUGACCGCCACAUUACAAUCUUCUCCCCCGAUGGCAACCUUUACCAGGUGGAGUACGCGAUAAAGGCGGUGAAGAACUGCAACUUGACCUCGAUCGCGAUCAAGGGAGAAAAUGCAGCAUGUCUAGUGGUGCAGAGAAAGGUGGGGCAGCAGCAGCUCCAGCAAGACAAACUGCUCGACCGCUCGUACGUUACAUCCGUGUAUUCGCUUUCAAAGGGCAUCGGCAGCAGCCUCAUUGGCAUUCAGGCAGACUGCCGUUCUAUGGCCGUGAGGGCACAGCAAGAAGCUGCAGAGUUCGCCUACAAAUAUGGAUACAGUAUGCCCCCAAGGGCGUUAGCCACAAGGCUGGCCGAUCUCAAUCAAGUUUACACCCAGUUCGCGUACAUGCGACUGCAUGCAUGCACUGGCGUCAUAAUAGCGAUCGACGAAGAGGAUGGACCGCAAGUCUUUAAGUUCGACCCCGCGGGUUUCGUUGCGGGCUAUCGUGCAUGCGCUUCGGGAGCCAAGGAGCAGGAGGCCAACAAUUUGUUGGAAAAACUCCUCAAGAAGAAGAAAACAGAAACACCAGAGCAAGUUAUCCGACUUGCCAUUUCAGCGCUUCAGCAGGUGUUGGCAUCGGACCUGAAGGCUGAGGAUAUUGAAGUGGGAGUGGUAUCUAAGGCAGAACCAGACUUCCGUCGGCUAUCCGAGCAGGAGAUCGAGGCCCACCUCACCGCCAUCGCGGAGCAGGACUAA
Molecule: messenger RNA, 1350 nt
Organism: Cyclospora cayetanensis
Lineage: Eukaryota; Apicomplexa; Conoidasida; Eucoccidiorida; Eimeriidae
Product: proteasome subunit alpha type-6-A
Exons: 5
Coding region: 1-1350 (449 amino acids)
Biological process (GO): ubiquitin-dependent protein catabolic process
Cellular component (GO): proteasome core complex, alpha-subunit complex; proteasome core complex; nucleus
Source: RefSeq, a predicted model, not a curated record